GACACUAAGGGUCUUGAAUAACCAUGAGCAACCCUUUUGUACGGAUUGUGGAGCCCCUGGACCCGAAACAGCCUCUGAAGAAGUUCUUUAAUCUGAGCAAGUUGGAAGAUGUGAGAUACGCACGCCUACCAUUUUCUAUUCGAGUCCUCUUGGAAGCAGCGAUCCGUAACUGUGAUGAGUUCCUAGUGAAGAAGGAAGAUGUUGAGAAUAUUCUCAACUGGAAAGUGGUGCAACACAAGAAUGUUGAAGUUCCAUUUAAGCCUGCAAGAGUUAUUCUACAAGACUUCACCGGGGUACCUGCUGUGGUUGACUUUGCUGCGAUGCGUGAUGCUGUGAAGAAACUUGGUGGGGACCCUGAAAAAAUCAAUCCUAUUUGUCCUGCUGAUCUAGUGAUAGAUCAUUCCAUCCAGGUUGAUUUUAACAGGCGAUCAGACAGCUUGCAAAAAAAUCAGGACCUGGAAUUUGAAAGGAACAAAGAAAGGUUUGAAUUCUUAAAGUGGGGCUCUCAGGCUUUUAAAAACAUGAGGAUUAUUCCGCCAGGCUCUGGGAUCAUCCACCAAGUGAACUUGGAGUACUUGGCAAGAGUGGUGAUGGAUCAGGAUGGCUACUACUAUCCAGACAGUGUGGUGGGCACUGACUCGCACACCACCAUGAUAGACGGCUUGGGAGUGCUUGGCUGGGGUGUUGGUGGCAUUGAAGCAGAAGCAGUGAUGUUGGGCCAGCCGAUCAGCAUGGUGCUUCCUGAAGUGGUUGGCUAUAAGCUGCUAGGAAACCCUCAGCCACUGGUAACAUCCACUGACAUUGUGCUCACCAUUACCAAGCACCUUCGCCAAGUCGGAGUCGUGGGUAAAUUCGUCGAGUUUUUUGGUCCUGGUGUAGCCCAGCUGUCAAUUGCUGACCGAGCCACCAUUGCCAAUAUGUGUCCAGAGUAUGGAGCAACAGCUGCCUAUUUUCCAGUGGAUGAUAUUAGCAUUGGGUACCUGAUACAAACCGGCCGUGAUAAAGAGAAAGUGUUGUGCACAAAAAAGUACCUCGAGGCUGUGGGAAUGCUAAGAGAUUUCAAGAACUCCUCUCAGGAUCCAGACUUCACACAGGUUGUUGAGUUGGAUCUCCAUACUGUUGUGCCUUGCUGCAGUGGACCAAAAAGACCUCAGGACAAAGUUGCUGUGUCAGAUAUGAAGAAUGACUUUGAGACUUGUCUGGGAGCCAAGCAAGGAUUCAAGGGAUUCCAAAUUGCCCCAGACCGACACAACAGCGUAGUCAAAUUUAAUUUUGAGGGCUGUGACUUCGAGCUUGCUCAUGGUUCAGUAGUGAUUGCUGCCAUUACAAGCUGUACAAACACCAGUAACCCUUCAGUUAUGUUGGGAGCAGGAUUGCUUGCUAAGAAAGCUGUUGAAGCUGGUUUGACAGUGAAGCCAUACAUUAAAACUAGCCUGUCCCCAGGAAGCGGGGUUGUCACUUACUAUCUGAGGGAGAGUGGAGUUAUGAGUUACCUUUCCCAACUAGGGUUUGAUGUGGUGGGUUAUGGCUGUAUGACAUGUAUUGGUAAUAGUGGACCCCUACCAGAGUCUGUUGUUGAGGCCAUUACACAGGGAGACCUUGUCGCGGUGGGUGUGUUGUCUGGCAAUAGGAAUUUCGAAGGGCGUGUCCAUCCCAACACCCGUGCUAACUACCUAGCCUCUCCGCCACUGGUAAUAGCCUAUGCAAUUGCAGGGACUAUCAGGAUUGACUUCGAGAAAGAGCCUUUGGGAAUAAAUGCUUCGGGAAAGAAGAUUUUCCUGAAAGAUAUCUGGCCAACAAGAAACGAGAUUCAGGCUGUUGAGCGUCAGUUUGUUAUUCCUGGGAUGUUCAAGGAGGUCUACCAAAAAAUAGAGACUGUAAACAAAUCUUGGAAUGCCUUAGAUUCUCCUUCAGAUAAACUAUAUACUUGGAAUCCCAAGUCAACUUACAUCAAGUCUCCACCUUUCUUUGAUGGUCUGACUUUGGCUCUUCAGACCCCGAAAACAAUAGAAAAUGCUUAUGUCUUGUUGAGUUUUGGGGAUUCUGUGACAACCGACCACAUAUCUCCAGCUGGGAAUAUAGCAAGAAAUAGUCCUGCAGCCCGUUACUUGACUAGCAGAGGCUUGACUCCUCGAGAGUUCAAUUCUUAUGGCUCCCGCAGAGGGAACGAUGCUGUCAUGGCCAGAGGAACAUUUGCAAACAUUCGCUUGGUGAACAAAUUUAUUGAUAAACAAGGACCUCAGACUGUCCAUUUCCCUUCUGGGGAAACUCUGGAUGUGUUUGAUGCUGCAGAAAGAUAUAAGCAGGAUGGCCAUCCCCUGAUUGUGCUGGCUGGGAAGGAAUAUGGUGCGGGAAGUUCCAGAGACUGGGCAGCUAAAGGACCAUUCCUCUUGGGUGUCAAGGCUGUGCUUGCUGAAAGCUAUGAGAGAAUUCAUCGAAGCAACCUAGUAGGGAUGGGAGUGAUUCCUCUGCAGUAUUUACCUGGAGAGGAUGCAGGAACUUUAGGACUCACUGGACGGGAGCGUUACACCAUUAUCAUUCCUGAAAAACUAAAACCGCAAAUGAAGAUCCAGAUUAAGCUGGAUACUGGGAAAACCUUUCAAGCCAUCAUGAGAUUUGACACUGAUGUGGAGCUUACUUACUUCCACAACGGCGGCAUUCUGAACUACAUGAUCCGUAAAAUGGCAUCCUAAUCAAAAACAUUAAGCAAAAACAUCCAGGUACAAGCCUGCUUCUGGUGAGCGCAAUAAAACUGUGGUAAUCAUAAAUUUGAAAGCGUGAACCGUAAAGUGAA
Molecule: messenger RNA, 2794 nt
Organism: Charadrius vociferus (killdeer)
Lineage: Eukaryota; Metazoa; Chordata; Aves; Charadriiformes; Charadriidae
Gene: ACO1
Product: aconitase 1, soluble
Exons: 20
Coding region: 24-2693 (889 amino acids)
Biological process (GO): tricarboxylic acid cycle; citrate metabolic process
Cellular component (GO): mitochondrion; cytosol
Molecular function (GO): iron-responsive element binding; aconitate hydratase activity; 4 iron, 4 sulfur cluster binding
Source: RefSeq, a predicted model, not a curated record